Nicotiana attenuata is the source of this 2296-nucleotide messenger RNA. Its product is annotated as DNA repair protein XRCC2 homolog. Lineage: Eukaryota; Viridiplantae; Streptophyta; Magnoliopsida; Solanales; Solanaceae. Gene Ontology annotation, cellular component: Rad51B-Rad51C-Rad51D-XRCC2 complex; replication fork. The record is from RefSeq and is a predicted model, not a curated record. Gene Ontology annotation, biological process: double-strand break repair via homologous recombination. The transcript has 12 exons. The coding region runs from base 497 to 1438 and encodes 313 amino acids. Gene Ontology annotation, molecular function: DNA binding; ATP-dependent DNA damage sensor activity; ATP binding.
CUGCUAAGCUUUGGUGGGCAAAAUUAAUUGUGCUGGUGGGAGUUAGCAACCUGUGCUUAGGGGCGGAUGGAGCUUUGAAAUAACUGGGUUCCUAUGAACCCAAUACUUCUAUGAGUAACAAUUCUUCAAAAUUGCAAUGAAUAGUAGAUAUGAACCUAUAAUCUUUGAAAUAUAAUGAGUUCAAUGCUAAGAACCUUAAAGAGUGAACCCAUAAAGCUUAAUCUUGGAUCCGUAGUAACUGGUAGAAUAGUUUAGGUACACGAAAGCUGGACUAGACACCUACCUUAUCACAAAAAGAAAAGUUUAUGGGAAUUGUUGGACAUAAACUUAAAUUGAAAAAUAAAAGGUUUGUGAAGUUGAAUAUUUGUUAGUAGAAGUUGAAGAUUCGAAAAGCUUCACUUGAAAUGCACAUUCUUACCGACCUUUCACUGGUUCACUUGAAGUUCCCCAAAUGACACGACCAAACGAGUAUUUGCUAAUAUUGGAAUAAUUCUUCAUGGCCAGGGAAACAACUUAUCUUGCAAAUAAGGAGGUCUCUAAAACUCUCACACAUGCCUACACGACGUCUUACACGUCCUUAACUUGCUUAAAAGGAUUUCUAACAAAUAUCAAACCUAAUGCUGCUAUUAAUUGUAUUUUGCCUAAGGCAUGGAAGGGCAUCAAUUAUGGAGGCUUGGAGCGAUUAGUAAUGUUUGUUGACCUGGAUUGUCGUUUUGAUGUGUUAGGCCUUUCACAAUCACUGAAGCAGCGGAUCAUUAAAGCAAAUGGCCAUGACGUAGUCCACAAGCUAAAUAAAGUGGAUGAUUCUCUUGAUGUGCACUCAGAAUAUGACCAAGAAUUGUUCGCAGUCAGCAUGAGAAGGUUCUUGUACAUACGCUGUUAUGAUAGUUCUGAAUUUCUUGCCACUCUUAAGACGAUGCAUUUCCAACUUCAAAAGGAAAAAGAGGCACAUGGUACUGGUGUUUAUUUGCUUAUGAUUGACAGUAUUGGAGCUUUUUAUUGGAUGGAUCGUGCUUCACCAUCUAUACCACCAGGGAGCAUUAACAGGAAAAGUCUGUCCCUGCAAAGCGUGUCAGAGAGUGUUGUUCAAGAGAUCCAGAGGAUUCUUUUGGUGCAUCCGAUGCUUGUUCUAACUACGAAAGCAACAAGUUUACAGGAUAAAUAUACAACACGUGAAGUUAGGAAUAUAGGACAGUUGUCUGUUGAGGGUACCUUGGACUCGAAGACCAUCAGAAGUAGUGCUAGUGUUCAACUGUAUCGGGAGUAUAUGCCUUCUGUGUGGCAGUCCUUUGUUUCUCACAGAAUACUUGUGCGUCCUUCAGAUGAUAGUAGCAAAUAUCAAAAGCAGCCCAUCUAUUUGUCGGAAUGGCUGUUGCCAUCCCUGAAGAUAUCAGACAAAUUCACAUUCAAUGAUGAUGGUGCAUACAUCAUAUCAUGAAGACAUGUUUUUGGACUGGCUUUUGACAUACUGAUUAGGUCAGGCAAUUAAUUGAAGCCCAAGAUGAAUUUCCUAAUGUCACCAGUUCAUCUGCCAGUGGUAUCAACUCUUCUUCCUCGGACCAUCAUUGGUUGUUUGCUUGGGCAAAAGUUGAUUAAUAACCAUGGAUGACCCUAAGUUAGCUAAAGGUUGAAGAGUUUUUCUGCCUAUGAAGAUUUUGGAUAGAUAAAAUUCCUGGCAGAAGAAAUUGCGAGUGUCCUCAAUAUGGUUCUGGCGACUGAGAGACGAUGAUGUCCAUCUUCUUUAACAUCAAGCCAAUAUGAAUGACAACCAAAGCAAGAAAGAAAAGGAGAAGAGCAGAUGUCAAAAGUUUUCCAGUAUUUGUGGAUUUUUCACAUAUACUCUGAGAUUAACACAAAUGAGGUGAACAGUGAAGCAGAUAAAACUUCUAAGUACAAGCAGGCAAGCAGCACAAUUGGUAAUUUCAGUAGCAGAUGAGCUGAAAUUGGCGAUAAAAGUUGGCUGCAUUUUUUUUUCUUCAGUUGGCGAUCGUUUGUGUUGCUGCUGUGAUAAUUGCUGGGAUGAUAGCUAGGAAUAAGAAGUAAACCUCGUUUGGAGUUCGUAGAAUAUAUAUUGUGUUUAGAUAAAUUAAUGACAUGACUUUUGCACAAGAGCUGUUGGAAACCUUGUUCUGGAGUUCUAUUUUCUUUCGUUUGGGAGGUCUUAGAAUGUAUGUUAUGUUCGAAAAUAAUUUGAAUGACUUCCAGAAGAGCUGUUGAGCAUGGAAAUGGCAUUUGGAAGUAAAGAGGUCUGUAUUUAAGCAUCUUUUAUUAGUUCCCAGAACAUUUUACAAGUUCA